AUGGCGGCCACGGGGUGUGCGGGGCUGCUGAGGUACCUCCGGAUCUUCGGAAACGACCCCCAGAGACCCCUCAGCAUGUCGGAGUCGGAGGAGAAUGGAGAGGGACCCCCCAAGGGGCUGCCGUCCUUCGCCGAAGCCAUGGGCCAACCCCUGGGGUGGUCCGUAAGCGAAAGCAAUGGGGGGCCGGCGGGCGGAGGGACCCCCCCGGGUCACCGCCACCGGCGUCCCCCCCACCCCAAGCACAAGGGUCAGGGCUCCGGGGGGGUCCACCGCUCCCCCCGCGCCCUCUUCUGCCUCCGCCUCAACAACCCCAUCCGCCGGGCCGCCAUCAGCAUCGUCGAGUGGAAGCCCUUCGACAUCCUCAUCCUCGCCACCAUCUUCGCCAACUGCGUGGCUCUGGGGGUCUACAUCCCCUUCCCCGAGGACGACUCCAACGCUGCCAACCACAACCUGGAGCAGGUGGAGUACGUCUUCCUCAUCAUCUUCACGGUGGAGACCUUCCUGAAGAUCAUCGCCUACGGGCUGGUGCUGCACCCCAGCGCCUACAUCCGCAACGGCUGGAACCUCCUCGACUUCGUCAUCGUCGUCGUGGGGCUCUUCAGCGUCAUCCUGGAGCAGGUGUCCCACAAACCCGGCGAAGCCCACCACAUGAGCGGGAAACCGGGGGGCUUCGACGUCAAAGCCCUGCGCGCCUUCCGCGUCCUCCGGCCCCUCCGCCUCGUCUCUGGCGUCCCCAGCCUCCACAUCGUCCUCAACUCCAUCAUGAAGGCCAUGGUGCCGCUGCUGCACAUCGCCCUCCUCGUGCUCUUCGUCAUCAUCAUCUACGCCAUCAUCGGCCUCGAGCUCUUCAUCGGCCGCAUGCACAAGACCUGCUUCUUCAUCGGAUCAGAUUUAGAGUCGGAGGAGGACCCCUCCCCUUGCGCCUUCUCGGGCCACGGCCGCGCCUGCCUGCAGAACAACACCGAGUGCCGGGGGCGCUGGGAGGGGCCCAACGGCGGCAUCACCAACUUCGACAACUUCUUCUUCGCCAUGCUCACCGUCUUCCAGUGCAUCACCAUGGAGGGCUGGACCGACGUGCUCUACUGGAUGCAGGACGCGAUGGGCCACGAGUUACCUUGGAUUUACUUCGUCAGCCUCGUCAUCUUCGGCUCCUUCUUCGUCCUCAACUUGGUGCUGGGGGUGCUGAGCGGGGAGUUCUCCAAGGAGCGUGAGAAGGCCAAGGCCCGCGGAGACUUCCAGAAGCUGCGGGAGAAGCAGCAGCUGGAGGAAGAUCUCCGGGGUUACAUGGACUGGAUCACCCAGGCCGAGGACUUGGAGGGUGACGACGAGGAGGGGGAGCACGAGAAGCACCGCCUGACCGCCGAGGACCUGAUGGGGAAGCGGAAGCCGCGACUGAAGUGGCUCCGUCACGCCAGUCACUCCACCGAGACCCAUGCCAGCCUUCCCGGCAGCGAGACGACGUCGGUGAACACCGAGACGGUGGGCGAGGAGGAGGCGCAGCCGACCGCCUGCGACCGCUGCCUGGGCAAAAUUACAAAGACCAAAUUCUGGAACCGCCUGCGCCGCCUGAACCGCCUGUGGCGCCGCCGGUGCCGCGGGGCGGUGAAAUCCGUCUCCUUCUACUGGACCGUCUUACUCUUGGUCUUCCUCAACACCCUCACCAUCGCCUCCGAGCACCACGGGCAACCCCCUUGGCUCACCCAAACGCAAGCUUACGCCAACAAGGCGCUGCUGUCGUUGUUCGCCGCCGAGAUGGUGUUGAAGCUGUACGCCCUGGGCCCCGCCCGGUACUUCACCAGCUUCUUCAACCGCUUCGAUUGUUUCGUGGUGUGCGGCGGGGUGUUGGAAACGGCUUUGGUGGAACGAGGUGCCAUGGAACCCCUGGGCAUCUCCGUCCUCCGCUGCGUCCGGCUCCUCCGCGUCUUUAAAGUCACCAGGCACUGGGCGUCGCUGAGCAACCUGGUGGGCUCCUUGCUGAACUCCAUGAAGUCCAUCGCCUCCCUCCUGCUCCUCCUCUUCCUCUUCAUCAUCAUCUUCGCCCUCCUGGGCAUGCAGCUUUUCGGGGGGCGCUUCAGCUUCGACGAGACCCAGACCAAGCGCAGCACCUUUGAUACCUUCCCUCAGGCUCUGCUCACCGUCUUCCAGAUCCUGACGGGGGAGGACUGGAACGCGGUGAUGUACGACGGGAUCAUGGCCUACGGCGGCCCCGUCUUCCCCGGGAUGCUCGUCUGCAUCUACUUCGUCAUCCUCUUCAUCUGCGGGAACUACAUCCUCCUCAACGUCUUCUUGGCCAUCGCAGUCGACAACUUGGCCGAUGGCGACAACAUCAACUCGGGGGCCGAUAAAAAGGAGAAGGCCGGGGAGGUGGAAGGCGGCGCGGGGAGCCCGGACGUAAGCGUGAAGAUUGAGGGGGAGCAGCCGGAGGAGGAGGAGGAGGAGGAAGAGGGGAGUGAGGAAGGUGACGAGGAGGCGGGAGAGGAGCGGGACAGCCUGGGGGGGCCCCGGCUGGAGUUCCUGGAGGAGCCCCCCAAAACCAAGGUGGUGCCGAUCCCCGAGGGCAGCGCCUUCUUCCUGCUGGGCAGCACCAACCCGCUGCGGGUGCGGUGCCACGCCCUCAUCCACCACCACGUCUUCACCAACCUCAUCCUCGUCUUCAUCAUCCUCAGCAGUGUCUCGCUGGCCGCCGAGGACCCCGUCCGCGCCCACUCGCCCCGCAAUCACAUCUUGGGUUACUUCGACUACGCCUUCACCUCCAUCUUCACCGUGGAGAUCCUGCUCAAGAUGACGGCCUUCGGCGCCUUCCUGCACAAAGGCUCCUUCUGCCGCAACUGGUUCAACCUCCUUGACCUGCUGGUGGUCGGCGUCUCCCUCAUCUCCUUCGGCAUCCACUCCAGCGCCAUCUCGGUGGUGAAGAUCCUGCGGGUCCUGCGUGUCCUGCGGCCCCUGCGGGCCAUCAACCGCGCCAAGGGCCUCAAGCACGUGGUACAGUGCGUCUUCGUGGCCAUCCGCACCAUCGGGAACAUCAUGAUCGUGACCACGCUGCUGCAGUUCAUGUUCGCCUGUAUUGGGGUGCAGCUCUUCAAGGGCAAGUUCUACAGUUGCACCGACGAGGCCAAGCACACGCCGGCAGAGUGCAAGGGCACCUUCCUGGUGUACAAGGAUGGGGACGUCACCCACCCCUCGGUGCGGGAGCGCCUGUGGCACAACAGCGACUUCAACUUCGACAACGUGCUGGCGGGGAUGAUGGCGCUCUUCACCGUCUCCACCUUCGAGGGUUGGCCCGCGCUGCUGUACAAGGCCAUCGACGCCAACGCCGAGGACCAGGGUCCCAUCUACAACUACCGGGUGGAGAUCUCCAUCUUCUUCAUCAUCUACAUCAUCGUCAUCGCCUUCUUCAUGAUGAACAUCUUCGUCGGCUUCGUCAUCAUCACCUUCCGGGCGCAGGGGGAGAGCGAGUACCGUAACUGCGAGCUGGACAAGAACCAGCGGCAGUGCGUGGAGUACGCCCUGAAGGCACAGCCGCUGCGACGCUACAUCCCCAAGAACCGCAGCCAGUACCGCGUCUGGGCCAUGGUCAACUCCACCGCCUUCGAGUACAUCAUGUUCGUCCUCAUCCUCCUCAACACCAUCGCUCUGGCUGUCCAGCACUAUGAGCAGUCCAAGCCCUUCAACUAUGUGAUGGACCUACUCAACAUGGUGUUCACGGGGCUCUUCACCGUCGAGAUGGUGCUCAAGAUCAUCGCCUUCAAGCCCCGGCACUACUUCUGCGAUGCCUGGAACACCUUUGAUGCCCUCAUCGUGGUGGGCAGUGUGGUGGACAUCGCCGUCACCGAGGUCAACGUGAGUCACCCCCUUUUCCCUGGGGGGGGUCCCCUGGAUCUGGGGAGGUUUGGGGGGGGUCCCGGAUGCCUGGGUCUGUCCCCCCACCUCCUUUUGCCGUGUCUGUGGUCCUCGCCUCCAUCUGUCCAUCUCCAUCCAUCUCCAUCUGUGGUUCCUCGCGCCUGCGUGCGACAGAACGGGGGUCACGUUGGUGAGAGCUCGGAGGACAGUUCCCGCAUCUCCAUCACCUUCUUCCGGCUCUUCCGGGUGAUGCGGCUGGUGAAGCUGUUGUCCAAGGGCGAGGGUAUCCGCACCCUGCUCUGGACCUUUGUCAAGUCCUUCCAGGCCCUGCCCUACGUCGCCCUCCUCAUCGCCAUGAUCUUCUUCAUCUACGCCGUCAUUGGCAUGCAGACCUUUGGGAAGGUGGCGCUGCAGGACGGGACCCAGAUCAACCGCAACAACAACUUCCAGACCUUCCCCCAGGCUGUGCUGCUGCUCUUCAGGUGUGCCACGGGGGAGGCUUGGCAGGAGAUCAUGCUGGCCAGCCUGCCGGGCAAGCGCUGCGACCCGGAGUCGGACGCGGAGCCGGGCGAGGAGUUCACCUGCGGCAGCAACUUCGCCAUCGUCUACUUCAUCAGUUUCUUUAUGCUCUGCGCCUUCCUGAUCAUCAACCUCUUUGUGGCGGUGAUCAUGGACAACUUCGACUACCUGACGCGCGACUGGUCUAUCCUGGGCCCGCACCACCUUGACGAGUUCAAGCGCGUCUGGUCUGAGUACGACCCCGCCGCCAGGGGCCGCAUCAAGCACCUGGACGUGGUGACGCUGCUGCGCCGGAUCCAGCCCCCGCUGGGUUUUGGGAAGCUGUGUCCCCACCGCGUCGCCUGCAAGCGCCUGGUGGCCAUGAACAUGCCCCUCAACUCGGACGGGACCGUCACCUUCAACGCCACCCUCUUCGCCCUGGUCCGCACCUCCCUCAAGAUCAAGACGGAAGGGAACCUGGACGCGGCCAACAAGGAGUUGCGCGCCGUGGUCAAGAAGAUCUGGAAGCGGACGAAGCCCAAGCUGCUGGAUGAGGUCAUCCCCCCGCCUGAGGAGGAGGAGGUCACCGUGGGCAAGUUCUACGCCACCUUCCUGAUCCAGGACUAUUUCCGCAAGUUCCGGCGGCGGAAGGAGCGGGGGAUGUUGGGUCCCAACGCCGGGCCCAGCAACGAGUGUGCACUGCAGGCAGGGCUGCAGACGCUGCAGGCGCUGGGCCCCGAGAUGCGCCGGGCCCUGAGCUGCGACCUGGAGGGUGAUGAUGAGGGUCCCGCAGCCACCGAGGAGGAGCAGCUGACCUAUGCUGCCCCCGAGGCUGUGUAUGGCUCCGCCCCCAGCCCCCCCCCACUGGGGGAGACCCCCCAGGCCGCCAGCCCUGGCCCCACCGAGGGGGAGGACCCUACGCCCCUGCCCCACAUGGUCCCCCAUCGCCUCGGCAGCAGGCGGCGCUCGGAGGAGGGGGCGCAGGAAGAGCUGGACCCCCCCGAGGACAGGGAGGAGCCAGGGGGAGAAGCGGGGGACGGCAGCCAUGACGAGGAGCUGGAAGGCUCGGCCCCCCGCCACCGCUGGGGUGGGGACAGGCCACUGGGGCCCGUGCCCACCCCACAACCCCCGCGCUGGGCGGGAGAGGGGCGGCGGGGAGGGUCGCUGCCGCUGCCCCCCCGGCACUUUGCCCUCCACAAUGGGACCCUCGAAGGGCAGCAGCUCAAGCGGCGCCGGCUCCUGCCCCCCACCCCCGCAGGGCGGAAGCCGUCCUUCACCAUCCAGUGCCUGCGGCGCCAGGGCAGCUGCGACGACGAGCCCAUCCCAGGCACCUACAACCCCUCGGGCCCCGCCCGGCCUCAGGGCUACGGCAGCUCUGAGACCUGGCGCCUGGGGGGCUCCUCGCACGCCUGGGCCACCGCCCCCGCUCGCAGCCACGUCCUCUACGCGCCCCUCAUCCUGGUUGAGGGGGGGCCGCCGCCAGGAGGAGGAGGAGGAGGGAGCCUUCCCCCACUGUCACGCUGGUUCCUGGGGGACCGCGGGGCCCCCGGCCCCCUCCGCCUGCGGCCCUGCGGCCCGGGGGACACGCUGGCCCGCGGCUCUGCCGACAGUCUGGUGGAAGCCGUGCUCAUCUCCGAGGGGUUGGGGUUGUUCGCCCAGGACCCCAAGUUCGUCGCCGUGGCCAAACGAGAGAUCGCCGACGCCUGCGAUAUGACGAUGGACGAGAUGGAAAGCGCGGCGGCCGACCUGCUGACCCGGCGGCGGCCCACGCCGCCGCCCGCAGCCCCCGCCCUCUACAGCGACGAGGAGCCGCUGCGCCCGCCGGCCGAGGAGGAGCUGGCCGACGAGAUGGCCUGUGUGGGCGGGCUCUAGCGCCGCCCCGCGGGCACGCGCCGGGGGCGGGGCGGGGCGGGGCGGGCCGAGGAGGCGGGAAAACGCGGGGCCGUGGGCGGGGGGGGUCCUCCAAAAAAGGAGGGUUUGCUCAGAAACGAGGUUUUUGCAUCAAAAAAAUGGGAGAGUUUCACCUCAGGAAAAGGAGGGGUUUCACUUCAAAAUAAAAAGAAAACACAAAAGGACAGGUUUACAUCAAAAAAAGGAGGGGUUCACCUAAAAAAAAAAGUUUGCCUCAAAAAAAUAAGGGAUUUGCAUCAAAAAGAGGGUUUCACCUCAGCAAAAGGAUAGUUUCACUUGAAAAAGAAAAAAAAAGAGUUUUGCUCAAAAAAAAGGAGGGGUUUCCUUCAAAAUUGUCCUCAGAAAAGGAGGGGUUUCCUUCAAAGGUGAGGGUUUCAACAUUAAAAAAAAAAAAAAAAAGGAGGGUUUUAACCUCAAAAACAAGAGACGUCUUCCUCAAAAUAAAAGGGGGUUAUCUCAAAAAAGAGAGGGUUUUACCUCAGAAAAAGGAGGGUUUCACUCAAAAAAAAGGAGUUUUCCUCAAAAACAAGGAGGGUUUCGCCUCAAAGGAAUUUUUCUCAAAAAAGGGAGUGUUACCUCACAAAAGGGAGGGUUUCACUUCAGAAAAAGUUUUCCUCAAAAGAGGUGGGAUUUUCCUCAAAAAAAAGGAGUUUUCCUCAAAACAGGAGGGCUUUACCUCAAAAAAAAAAAAAAAAAAAAAAAAGGGAGGGUUCCACCUUAAAAAAGGAGAGCUUCAUCUCAAAAAAACAUUUCACUUCCAAAAAAAGGAGGGUUUCACCUUAAAAAAAAAAAAAGGUGGUGGGAUUUUUCCUCAAAAAAAGGAGGCUUAGGAGGCUUUACCUCAAAAAAAAAACCAACAAAAAAACAGGGAGGGUGGAGGAAUUUUUCUCAAAAGAAAGAGUUUCACCUCAAAAAAAAGGAGAAAAGGGGGGGGAGUGUCCUCAAAAAAAGGGAGGGAUUUUUUCCUCAAAAAAAGAGAGUGGGUUUUUUUCCCUCAGGAAAAAGAGGUAUUAAUUUCAAAAAAGGAAGGUGUCCCCUAAACAGUUUUUCCUCAGAAAAAUGGGUUUCUCUCAAUAAAGGAGUUUUACUUCAGGAAAACAGAUGUUUAGUGGGUGGGUGGAUGUGGGGGUGUUUCCUCAAUUAAGGUUUUUUUUUUCCCCUCAAAAAAAGAAGGGUUUCACAAAAAAAUAAUAAAAAAAGGAAUUUCACCUCAAGAAAAAGAGGGUUUCACCUA
This is a messenger RNA of Phalacrocorax carbo (great cormorant), 7483 nucleotides long. The record is from RefSeq and is a predicted model, not a curated record. NCBI's taxonomy places the organism in Eukaryota, Metazoa, Chordata, Aves, Suliformes, Phalacrocoracidae.